GGCUAAUCAUUUGAGACUUAAUUAGAACCUACUAACUGAUUUAGUCCAGCCCACCUGGGUCCAGGGUCCUGGUAGAGAUCACAGGCCCGGCCCACACCCAUCUCCUAAUCAGCUCAGCUCUGCUGCUGAAAGGAGGCCAUUCACAGGAUGUUGUGAGCCUUUCCGCUUUUACUGAAACUUUAUCAACAACAACAUCGGAAACUACAAUUCCUCCAGGUUUUCACCAACCAAGCUGGAACUUUCUAAGAGUGUGACUUGCCGAGGAACUGAGAGCUGCUACUAGCAUUUCUUGGAAACUGGAGAGGGAAAGUUUGUGGGGAAAGUUUUGAAAAAGGGAAAGUAAAGAGGCAGUGAUUGGAGAUGGCAGGUCCACUUGCAUUGUUGGUGAUGUGUGUGUGUCUGGAGAUGGCAUGGGCUCAUCGAUUCACCACCCCAUCAGACCCCAGCAGCCUGCACAGCAAAGUGGCCAUGCUGGAGAACCACUACGAGGAGCUACAGAAGAAAUUCCGCAUCCAAACCGACGUGUUCGAGGCCCAGAACCACAAGCUGAAGAACCAGCUGCGGAGCCAGGCCGGGAAACUACGCGACCUUCAGGACCGGAACGACCGCCUGGAGAAGGAGCAGCAGCAGAUGCUGAAGACUUUCUCGGACCUCAGCGCGACGCUCUUCAAGAGCAAGUGGUCGGGACAGCCCGCGGUGCAGGAAAUCCUGACCACAACGCCUCUGAUCCCGAAGGCGAGCGGCUAUGGCUGGAGCCUGGACCACAUCAUCCAGAACCAGACCAGGAAGAUGGACCAGCUGGAGACGGAGAACCGGAUGCUGAGAGACGUGGUGUUCAGGCUGCAGGAGAAGGGCAGCAGCAUGGAGGCCAUGCUCAUCGAAAACAGCGCCCUGCUCGCACAGCUCGGCACGAGCGACCGCCCGGGAUUUCAGAACGACCCGUCCAGGAGAGAUUCCAGGAGGGACGUCUCCAUCGGCAGCCUGGGUAAGCUGGUCGCCUCCCAGAGCGAGGAGAUCAGGACACUGCGGAGGAUUUUCCUCGACGCCAACGACACACUGUCCCUGCAGAGACGGCGACUGACCAGCCUGGGAGACCUGUUCCAGGGGCAGGGCAUGGUUAUCAGCAAGCAGGCGUCCGUUCUGGAGAGCCUGCGAAAAACAACGAAGGAGGUGGAGGCAGUGGUGGAGAAGCAGGGGGCGGAGGUCGGGCAGACGCAGCGCGACAUGGAGACAACGAAGCGGGACAUGAGGAUCAUGGACAGACAGGUGCGAGAGCUGGACCUGAAACACUCCAUGGUCACCACACAGCUGGGCUGGAAGUAUAACCAACUCAAGAACAUGGUGCCUGGGGGAGAGAAACUGCCUCCACUGACGAUAGAGAAGCCACAGAGAACCAACAGCCUGCUGUCUCCUUCAACCACAUUCAGCACCAACGACAAUGAAGUCAGCACUCAUGACAUGCAAGACUUGUCCAGUCACCUACAAGACCACAUCAAAGCUACCCGACUGCUGCCAGAGAAAGUGACCAACCUGGACCGGACAGUUCGUGGACACAACAUUUUCAUCACCGAGUUCCAGCGCAGGGAGACAGAAGUCUACAAGAUGUUAGGGGAACACGAGAAACUCGUCUCACAGGUGAUGCAGGCUACUGAUGCCAUACAGCAGUACAUCGCCAUCUACAUGAACUCUGAAGCCAUCGGACCAGAGCUGCGACAGGAGUGGGAGGACCGCCACGGACAACUCACCAGCACCGUCAACGACAUCAAGAACGAGCUCAAAGACCUGAAGGUCGACAUGGUGCCAAAAAUGGACAAGCUGCGCGGACUCACCGAAGUGGAGAGGUCGGUGGACGACAUGGGGUACAAGGUGACUGACCUUGAGGACAAGGUCAGAAAUAUACAGUACACUCUAGCCACCAUGCCACGGCACUAGGGCGGGCAAGGUUUCACAGAAAGACUCUACCCUAUCCUAGCUAUCUACAGAUGUACAUGUACAUUGUGUACAUAUGCAUGAUGCUUGCAUUAGGCAUGUACAUGUAUGACAAAUGCAUUGUAGCUGCAACAGAAAUUAGACCCGUUCAAAAUCAAUACAAGUCAUCUAGACAUUACAACAAAUCAAGCAGAUGGAUAUAGUUUUCUGGUUUGAACUGUAACUACCUCAGGUCUGUAUUGUCAAUUCUAAGUUACUGGCAUAAACUUAAUAACACAGCCUGUGUCAGUUUGACUGAAUUUCUGUAUACCAUGAUUCAUAAAUAUACACGUACACUAAUGCUACACAUACGUAAUAAUAUGCCGUGUUCAAGUAAAUGUAUUUUACGGCAAGUUAGAGACAGUUUAGGUUUGUUUGUAUAGGCAAGAUGUUGAAUAAUUUGUGAUGAAGGCCUUGUGUUGUAAUUGUGUGUGUUGGAUGAAUUCUGAAAAGAUUGCCUUCAGCUGAAGGGAGAAAGAUGUAAAUACUAUAGAUGCUAUCAGUACUAUAAUUAGACUAAGUAUGGUUACCAUAGUUUUUGUCAGUUGUAUGGCAUUGUGGUAAUUAUUGUAUUCCUCUAGUAUCUACUGAAUAGUUCUAACUCUCAAGUAGCUUACUAUAUAGAUGUACUGUGCAUACACAUGUACAUCUGUAAGUGCUACAUGUAUGUACAUGUAGUCAUCAUGAUCAGUUAACGUUGAUCAGUUGGUUGCCUAAACUUGUUUUUUGUUUAUCUACAGCUAUAUAAGAGUGUAUGGUUAAUAACUAGAUAUUAUAAAUGAUUUACAACUUACCUAUCAUUGGUUCCUUAUAGUCUCAAAUAAAAGAAUCCGAUGCAUGCUGGCCUGUCAAUACUUAAUUACACAAUACA
Molecule: messenger RNA, 2839 nt
Organism: Branchiostoma belcheri (Belcher's lancelet)
Lineage: Eukaryota; Metazoa; Chordata; Leptocardii; Amphioxiformes; Branchiostomatidae
Exons: 5
Coding region: 361-1932 (523 amino acids)
Source: RefSeq, a predicted model, not a curated record